CCUUACAAACGGUCGCAUUUUCCAGCCACUUGUCUGUUGUUCGAACGUUGAGAGGGAAAAUUUAUUCAAAAAUACAACAUCACUUCUUCGAAGCAUAGGUGUGACUUGUUAUUAGUGGAAGGUACUUGCAUAUUCAGCCAAGCAGUUCGGAUUGAAGAAGUUGCGAAAAAACAGAACCCAUAAUUUAACAGUUUAUUUAGUGCUUUUAAACGGUUUUUUACUUUCUGUCGCGGUAUUAUUUUUUUUUCUCAAUUACGAAAGCACUAAUUGGCGCGAUUUCGGAAGUUUGUGACCAAAGUGAUUGUAGUUGAAUUACCGUUGAAAAUUCAAAAAGAUGUUACAAGCUGUUCGCAAAAAUCGAGUUGAUGAAAAGUGGCCAACUCCUCGAUAUGGGUACGUUUAAGGCGAUCUCUUGGUUCCUCGAAGGCCCCCAAGAAAAGCGAGAGUGAAUCUGUGUGGGGGUGGAGGCAAAAAUAGCCAGCAAAGGAAAAAUCCUCCAGCCGUGUCCGUUUACGAACGGUGAAGAUUGGAUCACAACUGUUAGGCCAUCAACCGGCCAAAAGGAGAGGAGCAAAAAACCGUCGGUUAAAGAAAAUCAACGCCGGAGUAGGAUCAGUGCAGUGGAAAUCUUUUUUACGACCAUCUAGCAGAAGCGGUCAAAACGGAAGAUUUAUGAUCGCUUAUUGAAUCACAGCUGAAAACGGAUAACUAUUGAAACAAUCCAGCAGAGAUCGGUUUAGAUCCGGUCAGCCUCAAACUAACAGUGAGACAAUCCUUCCGAUUCGAUCGAAGAAAAAUGAAAAAGGUAUCAACAUCACUAGUUGAGUUGUGAGUGAAAGGUUACGUAUUUAUUUUCGGUUGUACGGAUUGGUAACGGUCAUCUGUUCCGUUGAUCGUCUUCACAAAAAUAUUACGAAGCAAUUGAUUGAUGAAUUGAUGAUCAGUCGUCCCAGCAUGUGACGAGAGCCGUAAAAAAACAGAGAAACAAAUUCAAUCAAACGGGUAAUUUGGUGGAAAAUUGGAUCCCAGUGAAAGUGAUUAACUUGUUUGGCUGUUUUUUGAUGAUUAUUUUUUCGAGAGGAACACAUGUGACCGGUGCAUCAAAUUUCAACCUAACCGGCAAUGAAUAUUGAUUGAAUAAGGUUGGGGUUGGGUUCGUGGACGGUAAGCCUGCAUUCGAUAAAAGGUAUCAACGACCGACUGAAUCAUAAAGAUCUUCCAUAGUUAAACCCUGGAGAUGACCCAACGUUUGGAAGUCAGUCUACAGUUUGGGAUCAAUCUUAAUUAAACGAAACGCAAUAACUGACCAAGUCGCGCAUAUGCAAAUGAGCUAUGAGAACACUGCCGAAAGUGAAAGCCAGCAACGGGCCGCGGAAAAUGAACAGUAAUUUAUCCGGGGAUAAAUCUGAAAUCGUCCAGCCGCGGAAUAUAAUCAUUACUCAUCAUCGCUAACGAAAAAUGCAGGCUUUCUUCGAGGUCGCCUUUAGAGGCUGCGGAAGGCGCUUUAAUGUUGAUCCCUCGAAAUAUCUCGUUUUACUCGUUGGGCUUCUGCUGGUGCUCGGGGCACAGCAAAGGGUUUCGGCCCAAAGGGACACAAUCUGUCCCCCGCAGGAUAUCAUACUGCCUUGCCGAUGUUCACAGCGUGGCAGCGAAAUUCAAAUAUGGUGCUCUCACAGCGACCUUCCAAGGGUGCUGAACGGUCUGAAGGCCGUUUCCAAAUCGAUCAACCGACCGAUCGAUGAACUGAUUCUGGAGAAUAACUUCCUGCCCUCGCUUCCGGGACGGACAUUUGCCCCGUUGAACAUUCUGAGACUUAUGUUGAGGCACAACGGUUUGGAGCGAGUCUCCAACGGGUGGCUCAACGACUUGGACAAAACUUUGGUGGAGAUAUUUAUAGUCGAGCGAAAUCUUCGUAGUCUACCGGUGGAUAGUUUGGUUGGCUUGAGAAAGUUGGAAGCAGUUACUAUCCAGAGCGAGAAUUUGAAGCGAUUGCCCGACUUUUCGGGUCUUCCGAAGUUACGAUACAUCAAUGUACAGAGUUCUUCGUUGAUAGAGAUAGCUCCACAGAGUUUCCGUGACUUGAAAAAUUUGGAAACAAUAAGUAUAACUGGUAGUCGAGCGUUAAACAGGGUUGAAGGAGGUCUCUACAAUGAUCUACCGAAGUUGACUACCAUAAACUUGUCGGAAAACGGAAUUGACUGGGUUCAUCUACGAGCCUUUGUAGGGUUGACUAAUCUUAAAACGUUACAACUGAGUGGGAAUAAGAUUGGUGACGCAGGCAUGAUAGGUCGAGCGAUUAAAGAUAUUCCCAACUUGAUGACUCUGAGACUUGAUCGAAACGUUAUAUCUCGGCUGAACGAAGCCAGCUUUGUUGAUCUUCCGGCGUUGAAGGAACUUUUUUUGAACGAUAACACCAUUACGGAGAUCUACCAUGGGGCAUUUCAUAGAACGCCAAGUUUGAAAUUGGUCCAUCUGGAGAACAACUAUUUGAGAAGAGUUCAUCCGGAGUCGUUCCUGCAAGCUUCCGGAAGCGGAGUUGAGGUAAUUCACCUACAGAAGAACGAGAUCAGUCGAAUUGAAGAAAUGAGAUCACUCCUCGAUGCGCUACCCAUGUUAAGGUUCCUGGACCUGAGCCAUAACAAACUCGAAGCGAUUCCUUUCGGAGCUCUCAGAGGUCAUGGAACCCUCGAACAGCUGUAUCUGAACAACAAUAAGAUCCGAAUGAUUGAGCGAGAUGCCUUCAUGGCCAUGCCUGGGCUCCGAGAACUUCGCUUGAGUAACAAUUCCCUCUCAGACCUGUUACCGAUGCCAUUCUGGAAUCUGCCCGGCCUGAAAGGGAUCGACAUCUCUUACAACAACUUCAGAAGGGUAGAACCAACACUUUUGAUAGGAGUUCCCUCCUUGAGACGUUUCGACAUCAGUGGAAACUACCUCAACUCGCUUGAUUCCUCGGCCUUCGCUCACACUCCGAUGCUUGAGACCGUCAACAUCUCCUUCAACGAGCUGACCAUUCUUCAUCCGACGACCUUCCGUGAUUUAAACCACUUGUUUGAAAUCGAUGCCGGAGGUAAUAAACUAAAAGAAUUUCCCCCAGGCCUACCCCUGGCAGUUGAACGGGUCAAUCUCCAGGGAAAUCAAAUCGAAAACUUCCCUCAGGUUCCAGCUAGUUCUCUGGAUCUUCCAGCUCUCCGGAUGCUAGACAUAAGCGGAAAUCGACUUACCAAAGCUCCUAAAGGUACCUUCCAAACGACUCCCCAAUUGCGCUACUUGAGUCUUUCAAGGAACCAAUUGCAAAGCAUCGAUGAAGGCAGCCUAACAGGGCUUAGUCGUUUAGAAGUGCUAAAUCUGGAAGACAAUCGCUUGUUAGCGCUUCACGAACGAUCACUCAGCCCCUUGGACAACCUUCGUGAACUGAACCUUCAAGGAAAUCGAAUAGAAGUCCUCGUAGACCACCUGCUAGACAACAACGGACACCUGGAACGAUUCGACGCCUCCAGAAACAGCAUCGUAGAAAUAUCCCCGAAAGCUUUCCGCAACAGUCGAUCCCUCCAGACCCUCGAUCUAUCAGGGAACAACCUCCGUGAGCUACCGGAAUCCCUCUCCGGUUUAACCGAACUCAAGGAGGUUGACGUCAGCUUUAACCAACUAACCGAACUGACCCCGAACGUCCUCGGAUCCUGGCGAAACCUGGAAGAGCUGAAAGCCUCCAACAACAAGGUCAAUCAACUGUCUCAGGGUUCCUUGAGAAAUCUACCGCUGCUCCAGUACAUGGAUCUUUCAAGUAACGAGCUGAUGAUACUGGAACAUGGUUCGCUGCGGAAUCUACCCGAACUGCAGGAGCUGGUGCUGGCCGAUAACAAGCUGAGCGAGCUGAAGGAUCGAAUAUUCGAGGAUCUGCCGAACCUUCAGGCCGUUCACCUGCAGCAAAACAAUCUGCAACUGAUAUCACCCUACACUUUCUACCGUUCACCAUCGAUCGUUUACCUGAACCUAUCGACAAAUCAGUUCCGCAGUUUGGAGAAUGUCGGACUACGAAGUGUCCGGAACCUGGAAGUACUGGACUUAUCCGGCAAUCAAAUUCGGAAGAUCACCCCCAAUCCUCUGCGCGGCUUGGACUGGUUGGUAGAACUGAAGCUGGACGAUAACCGCAUUUGUGGCAUCCAGGGUGAACCAUUUGCCAGCAUGCCUCGACUGAGGGUCUUGAGCGUAAGGAAUAACCGGAUGGCACGUGUUCCGGAGCCCAUCUUCCGGAACUUGAGGACUAACAUCGCUAUUCUGGAUGUUGAUGGAAACCCCCUGGACUGCACCUGCGAGAUGUUGUGGUACAAAGCUUGGCUCCAGGAAACUAGAAACAUUUAUCCGGGACCUCGCUGUCGAGAUGGAAAGAUGCUGAUGGAUACCCGCCUCACCAGGAACGAGUGUCAAGCGGACGCCAGAGUUGGAGGACCCGUUAGUGAUGAGCGCAUUCCCCUGACCAACGACCAUGGGGACAUAUUCGUGAGGCAGCUAGAUUUCGAUGACUGUGAUGCAGAAAGCUAUGAUGCGUUGCCACCGGGACCUGGUCCGGGGCCAGGAGUUGUGCCAGCCGUCGUUGCCAUUCCACCUUCGCCCGGGGAAAGUGAGUACUUUUCCAACCAGUACAUUGACUAUCCUGGGGCUCUGAAUGACAGUCGUUUGAUUGGGAUACUAAACGGGUCUACCUUUUCAGGAGAUCCGCCAAUUCGAGGCAACUUCAGCCAGAACGUAGUAGACUUCAACAACAACAAGUUUAACAAUCUGUACAACCAACCUCCAGAGCCUCCGAAUCUGAAUAAGCCGCAGUUCACGUUUUUCGGUGUUCCGAUUCCAAGUUUAGAUGUCGGGAAAAUGUUCGGAGGCUCAGCCGGAAGAAGUCCAAAUAACCGAGCAGCUACAGGCACUCGAGCCAAGGGACGCGUUCAAGUUUACCGACCCGAUGAUCCAGCUAACCCUUCGAUCUACAAAACUAGCGAUCGAAUCGGGGCCUCAAUCACCGUUAGAACUCCCGAUGACACACAAGACAAAAAUCUGGGAGCUUCCAAUGACAAUAACCUGUUCUACAGGCCUUACUUCCAAACAUCUUUCCAGAAACCUACAAUACAAAAGGGAGGCUUCACGCCAGUCAUCCCUGGUAGCGAGGGAGGUUUCACCCCAAUAACUGAACCCCCUGUAACCAAAAUCAUGAAACAAAAUCUAACCGGGCCAGGAAAGUGGCCUGAAGAGUUCAUCGAUCGUGUACCUCUGGUUACGGACACUACGCGUCACCUGCAAAGAAACAAGUUUGAAGCUACCAUAAAACCUUCCCAUCACGCUCCGUACUUUGUCGACGGAAUAACCCACGGAGAACCGAUUCCAACUCAUCCGCCACCACCCAAAGAACAUGAAAACGCCAAAGAAAGUACAAACCGCAAGGAAGUUACAGAGAAACCGAACCCCCCUGCCCAAGACAAUUCUUCCCAGCACUCCGAAAUGGAGGACACCUACGAAGAUGAUGACGAAGCCGUCGAAGACGAUGCGGAUCACCCAUCCGCACCGGCUAGUGGAAGCCACGACUCAUCUUCCAAACACGAUGACGACCUCACAACCCGGCUCUCGAUCGAACUCGGAACGGCAACCACGGCUGGUCCCCAUCAGUUCAACAAACCCUUCACCCUACACAAAAACGAACCUACAAUGACCCGGGAACUCACUCGGGCUCCCAACACCGAAUUCUACGAUGGGAUCAACUCCGCCCUCGUUUCCUCCGGAGCAGCCCAACAGACCAUCCCAACUGGGAGUGCCGUCUCGAUCUCUCCCGGUGGUAAACGUCCACCCGGCAAAUCAACCAUAGAAAAGGUAGCGGCUCCCCUCUCCUCAACCGUAACCCCGUACGUCGCCGGAAGUUCUCCAGGGCGGGAUGAGUAUUCCGGAUCGGCAACGCAUCGGAUCCUACCGAAGUACGAUAACGAAUUCGUUACCCAGAGCAUCAUCGAUUUGGCCCACAAUCAUCCACUUUCCGGAAAUGAAAUAAGGAAACGGGAGGACAUGGAGUGGUACUAUGCGACCUACAAUCGGACCCCACUUUACGACGAUUUCGAUGAACCCGGACUAAAUCCGUACAAGAGCGGUGGCAGUAGGAGUUUUGGAUUCCGUAUUUCCCUAAGCUUUAUAGUUCUAGCUGCGAUAUGGAGAACGUAUGCUUUUUAGGACCAGUUGUUACAGGAAGCAAGAGUUGAUAGUUUUAACUUCCAGUGUACUAUUUCAAAUAGUUAGUUGUAGAAAAAACGCAGUACCAAAUAUUGAUAACCACGAUGAAGUGAUAACUGAGGUAUGAUUUCUCUCAUUUGUAAAAAGAUUUCAACAGAUUUUCCUAGGAUAAGUAUACGUUACUGUACAACAUAC
This is a messenger RNA of Uranotaenia lowii, 6399 nucleotides long. RefSeq names its product protein artichoke (gene atk). Gene Ontology annotation, molecular function: protein binding. Gene Ontology annotation, cellular component: extracellular matrix. NCBI's taxonomy places the organism in Eukaryota, Metazoa, Arthropoda, Insecta, Diptera, Culicidae. The transcript is spliced from 5 exons. The coding region runs from base 1459 to 6204 and encodes 1581 amino acids. The record is from RefSeq and is a predicted model, not a curated record.